Paramecium primaurelia is the source of this 873-nucleotide messenger RNA. The record is from the annotation of a GenBank genome assembly. NCBI's taxonomy places the organism in Eukaryota, Ciliophora, Oligohymenophorea, Peniculida, Parameciidae.
UUAUAUAUGCCACUAUAAUUAGAAGAAUUUGAUUACAGAGAAGAUCCCACUCGAUUAAUUUAUCUUGGGUUCUCUAUUUUAGAUGAUGUAUAUGAAGGUAAAUAUUACUUAGGAUUCAAAGACUAUUGUUUAUUUGCUGCAUUAUAUUAUCAUCUUAAAGUAAUCUAAAUUCUUAUAUAUUAGUAUCAAGAAAAGAUUGAAAUCUCUCUUAAUACAUUGUAAUUAGACAAAAUUAUAAAAGUUAUACCUUAAGAAGUAUAUUCAGGUAAAUCUGAUUUUGAAUGGAAAGAAUUCACAAAAGAAUGUAUUGUUUCAUUGAAUAAGGAAUUAGAUAGAAUUAGUGUAAAUUAUAUGUUUAAAAUCAUUUAGUAAAUAAAUAAAAUAGAGAAAUUGUAAAAAAAAGAGAAUUCAUAAUAUAAAUUUACUGACAAAAGAUGUUUGGCUGCUUUGAUUAUUAUUAAUGCUUCUUAAACAUUUACUUAAGGUAGUAUGGCCAUAUUUUAAGUUUAAACAUAUGAAUAAACAUAAACAUAUUUUAAAUAAGCUGGUAUGGAAGUACAUGCUACUAUGUAUUUGGGAUUUUCAGCUUAUAAAAUUUAUUUUUUAAAUCCAUAGAAAAAAUUAAAAUUCAGAGAAUUGGAUUACAAUAAAGUAAAUUGGGUGAUUUCUUAUCCAAAUUAAAUUAUAUUUAAUUUCGAAAAUUUUAAAGAACCUCUUCGGUUUGAUACAUUCUAAAGUUAUGAAGUAUGAAAUCAUAAUUACUAAAAGAUAAAAUUGUUAGUUGAAUAAUACAAAGACAUACAUAAGUUUAAUAAAGAAUAUAAUUUAGAGAAUCUCUUUAAUAAUGAUAAAUCAUAAUUUAUUAAAAAUUGA